UACAGCGACUGCACUCAAGUAGACUGGAAUAUCACUCUGGGUAUUGCAGGAUGGGUGAGCUGCCCACUUGGAAAGUACCUGAAAGGAGUUUUAAGGGCGCAUAUCAGCAACUCCGACGGUAUCGAUAAUAUCAAAGCAGGGCAAUGCUGCAUUCCACCUCAUGAGUUUCUGGACGAGGAUACUGAGUGUAAAACAGAGAACUGGAAAAAAUUAUUAAGCAGGUAAGUGUUUGUGUAGAUUUAUGCCUGACUUUCUUGCGCAACGGUUCAAGACACUUGGAAAUGUAGGCAUGUGUUGAUAUCUAUCCCUUUUAUCUCGUUUUGCGUUAAAUUUUCUCAAACGUUGUUUUGUUUAGUCGGUACCCUGCGUCUAAAACAGCAUUAAUUUGUUCAAGAAUUUCUUGUUGUGAAUCCCUCAGCUAUCUUUAGAAGUAUGAGAAAGAUAAACUGAAGGAACGAGAAGACGAAACAUCCUGAAUUGGUUCUCUGUUAUCUUCAAGUGACUUCCUUUGUUGUUCUUCAGGUCUUUCUUGUGCACCUCACAAGCAGUACGAAUUCAUUAUUGAUAUCAUCCCUAAAAUGUUUCCUUUUCGUCGUGAAAAAGGUCAAAAUGUCAGUCAUCCUACCGCUCGCCGUCAGUUUUAUCUGGAUGUUCAUCCUAAAUUGACUGAUCAUGAUUUCAAAAAUAACCACCAAAGGGAAACUUCACCUAGAGUGCCGAAAGUAACCGUGGAUUGUGCCCUAUAUAUGUUUGGUCUGGAAAACCCAUGCAGUGCUAAAACCAGACGUAACCUGACUUCUCGAGUUUUCACGCAUUGAUUCAUGCAGUUUGGUACCAUUUAAUGAAUAUCGUUUAUCUUUCUAUUUUUUCCUGAUUCACGACCGAUGUGAUGAAGAUAAUCCGGCUCCGCAAACUUACGUAAACAGGUAGAAAAAGAAGUUUGCAAUGAAGCCUCGAUAAUUGUUGGUCAGGCGUGGAGCUUUGAUUGGCGACAUAAAGGUGAAAAAUCCAACGCAUAAGAAAAUGACGAAUACGAAUAUUUAGUUAUUAAAAUUUUUUGUUUUCAAUCAAGAAACCACAAGUGGGCUUCCUGUCCUGAAGACUAUGAUUUUCUACGAGGAUUUUAUCAUUCAAAUGAAACUUUUUCGGACAACAUCGAGCAAGCCUUGUGUUGCAGGCCAAAGACCUACAUAAGUAGGACCACAGAUUGCUACCUUGAAGAUGUGGGACAAAAACUUGAUACAGAGGGCUGGAACACGUGCCGAGACUGGUAUUACAUGGCUGGAGUGUACAGAGGAGGGUGCAAUGCCUUAAGCUGUAUUGAGACAUUUAAGUGCUGCAAAAUUACGGCACAAGGUAUUCGUUAUCAUUAAAAUACAAUAUAACGUUAGGAUUCUAAUAAGUAAAUUCUCUUUUUGCCAAUGCUUCAACAAAGGCCAGACUAUGGUGCAUCACAUAACCAUGAACCAUUGCACUGCCUGAGACUGAGAAUUUGAUGAUGACUUUCGCUAACGUUUUCAAAAUCGUCUGACACUGGCACCAAAAACAGUUCCUUCUAAAGGUAAACACUCCCACUACAGUUUUGCCUGACAUUUGCCUAUCGAUCAAUUUUUUCUCUUUUUGCAGAUGGAGUAGUUCUAGAUCACUGGCUGCUUAACGGUCAAGAUGGGAAUGUAAGGUAUUUUUUAAAAUUUUGUGAUUUGAGUAUUACCAGGAAGUAACAGUAACAUACCUGACAGAUAAAUGGAAAAUUGCAUAUUUCGUUCUUCAUAUGGUGCCAUAUUUUUAAUGGUGUGAUAAGUCAGGUACACAAGUGAAGUAGUUCUUUCCAUAAAUUAAGAUCGUCCUUCGAUCUCGAAGGGAUCGCAUAAAUUCAACACUUUUUUGCUUCAAUUACAGUUUAUCUGGUUCGCCAUCUUUCACCAAGGGUCGAUGCGCCAGCAGCAACACUAUCACUUUUAACCAAUCGAGUUCCUAUGCCAGCGUGCCUCUAAUAAAUCUUGGAGGCCGCAGUUUUACAAUUGCCUGUUGGAUUAAACAAACAAAAAGCGUUAAGGAUGAGACUGCAGCAAUAUACGGUGACUGGCGAGGACCAUGGAAUUUUUUGCUAAGUCUAAAAAACCGAGAGAUUAUCUUCCAUCGUCACAGAGAAGGAUACGGAGAAAGCCAAUGGUGGUCCGCAGGAAGUGCUGAUGUUUCUUUUGACGCGUGGACCCACGUGGUUGUUAUAUGGGAUCAUAAAAAAACCGCCGUGUCGAUAUUAGCCAACGGGUUAAAAGUGGGGGAGAACUCUUUUUCAUCAGAGGAUGCGUUUUACGGACCUACAGGGAAUCGGUACCAGAUCGGUGAUGACGGGCACUGGGAUGAUCAUCAGUUCUAUGGAUCAGUGAUGGAUCUUUAUGUGUUUGGCUCGGCACUGUCGCUGGAACAAGUCAACAAACUAAGAGGUGAAUUCUAUUGAUUAAGAAAAAUUUAUCCGAUGAAUCUUCAUAUCAGGAUGGUAAAAUAGAAUAGUGAUGAGUUACACCGUCUGUAUUAACAUCCUUCCCCUCCCCUUCCCAUGAGCUUAUUGCAGACCUUGAAUCUUACUAAUCAUUUAUCAAAUAAUUUUCUAGGAGUUCCGCUUAUCGUCAACACGACCAAGAGUGUAUCAGGGGGGGACGUCCUAGUGGUGUGGGAACCUCCUUUGGUAGGAGCAUGUCCGGUUGUCAAAUACAAUGUGUAUUACAGAGAGGUUAUGUCAUCAGCGAGACAACAAGGCAACUGGUACUCGGUAGAGUUGGACGGAAGUCGCACAAGUUGUACGCUUCAUUUGAGCUGCAGGAAAGAAUACAAUGUGUCUGUUACCUCGAUUAGCGAAUCAGGGGAGAGUCCAUUCAAUGACAGCAAAAUUUGGAAUUUCCAAACCACCGGAGGUAAUAACCUUAACAAAGUGAAACUUUGAAGUCGAUUGCACUGAAGUUGCAGUGGCAGAUCCAGAUCAAGGGUGGGGGGGCGGUUUUUUGUCGCUUGCCCUGCCGGCUCUCCCUCCCCUAGAUCUACCACUGAGUUGUAAAACUAUGUCAGGAAUGUACCGUAAAGUACAUCAAACAGUAUUUCCACAAAAAGAAAAAAUUCUCUCAUUUCAAGCGGUUUUGAAUGCACGAGAGAGUAAAAUUUUAAUUUCUGUUGAACACUUGUUGCGAUUAUUCAUCCAUAAAUCAAUCGUAAUUGUGCAGCACUUUUAUGUCUCAAAGAACUACCUUGUUCUAUUCCCAAAGAGGUUUACAAACACCAUCUAAUUUCUUUUUGAAGGCAUUCCUUCACCUCCAAUUAUAACUCCUAUGAAACAAGAAAUAUCGAGUAACAAUAUCACCUUAUCCUGGAGUCCUCAAACAGCCAAUGGGUGUCCGCUGACCAUGUACUCAAUACAUUAUCGACUGAUUUAUCCGGGAGGAGCAGGGGAGUCCUGGAACCAAGUCAAUGUCACAAAUGUUACGAAGACAAGCCAUACUGUAUCGUUAGAGUACGAGAGGCAAUACACAAUUGAAAUGUCGGCGUGGAAUGAGCUGGGACAGAGUGCAAGGUCGAGGCCAUGGAUAAUAACAACAGCAUCAUCAGGUACUUAAAAUAUAUUUUUUGUCUUUUCUCCUUAUUUUUCUUAUGUCUUAUAACAAACUUGAACUACGGGCUUGCAAGCGAAGUCUGUAAUAACGAUAUCGUUCGCCCGAGAUGAUAGAGGGUAUUUUUUCUUGGGGCUGAACAGAGCCUUUUUCACAACGAGCUUGUGGAAAAAAAAAUUGGUCAUGUGGUCUGAUCGUUCAGGUGAGAGUGGUCCCGGAAAGGAUUGACUAAUGUUAGCAGAGACUGACGUUUCGAAAGCCUGAGCGGACGUCAUCAUCAGAAUCAAAUGAAGGUUCUUUGCAAGUCGAGCGCCAUAAGUGUUUAAUGUGCUUGAUAGAAAUAGCUAAACUUAUUAGCGAGAGUAAUUAUGUCUUCAUGAAACAUCACGAACAUACGUAAAUUCUCAGAAAAUAGCUUAAUUAAAGGAACAUAGGAGAUGUCCAGCAACAAGAGAGAGAAGUAGUAUUUUCGAUCAAUAACGGGAACGGAGAAAUUAAUGAUAAACUUCAUCUUGAUUGUAGGUUCAGUUGAUAGGACUACUGAAAACGACACGGUUAAGUCUUCAGGCUCAGGCAGUGGUAAAAUCCUUUCAACGCCACAGCUUGCUGGUUUAUUAGCGGGUGUUUGCAUCCUUCUGUUCGUAGUUUUUAUCGCAGUAAUCUACCUGAGACGUGCAGCAAGAAAAAGCAGAAAACAUGCUUCUGCCCUAAGGCUCAGGAGGUAACAUUAACCAUUUUUGUACUUAAAAAAUAUCGUUUUGCAAAAUUGCCUUCUUCUUUUAAUUUAAAAUUUGAUAUCAAAGAAGGCUCGUGGCAGUUGAGCGCGGGAUAUACUUCAAUACUACUAAUACCUACUUACACUUCAGAUCGAAGUCCACCAUUUUUACCCUCCAUAACUGGGAAGUUCUUCCGGAGCAGGUUGUAUUCGGGGAAGAGAUUGGUCGCGGGGCAUUUGGUAAGGUAUUAAAAGGCACCUUCAGAGAAUCACCUGGAACUGAGGUCUUCAUCGAGCCUAGAAAUAAGACGGUCGACUUCAAACCAGGAGAAACAGUGGCCAUUAAACUCCUGGGAGGCAAGUUGUUCGGACUUUAA
Pocillopora meandrina is the source of this 4694-nucleotide messenger RNA. The record is from the annotation of a GenBank genome assembly. Lineage: Eukaryota; Metazoa; Cnidaria; Anthozoa; Scleractinia; Pocilloporidae.